AUGGCCACAACAAGUCUGCUGUGUACCUCCCAGCCCCCAGGCAGGCGUACAAUCGACGCUUCAAUCGGCUGUCGCAUAUUUGUCCAACAACUAAAUGCUGCUGGCCCUUACAAUCAGGAUACCCACGAUGCUAUAGCUAAUAUCGAAUCUGCCUUGCGAGUACUUCAGUUGUACUAUGAUGAACACAGCAAGACAGGUCGUUGGAAGACGGACAUUACGGACAACACAGACAACACGGACAACGCAAGCAUUGUAGCGAUUGUGGAGGGCGUUUUGGCAGAAUUUGAAAAGAUAGGUUUCGACAAGAAAUCCUUGUCGCCAUUUAACAAAAGGACGUUCAUUAAGGAUGCCCGCGAAUCAGCAACGGGGCUAAAAGAGCUAAAGGUUCAAAUUUUCGGGCUCGUUAAGAAGAUCACAGGUUUUUCCGGACUGAGCAAAGACGGUGGACUUCCAAUGCCGACCUUGACAUAUAAGCGUCAUAUAACGCCGGAUGGAGUGCGGCUCCUUAGUAUUGACGGAGGCGGAGUACGUGGUCUUGUGAGCCUCCUGGUGCUUGGUCGCAUCAUGGACUGCAUAAGAAACCAAGAGCUUGAAGAAAGUCCAACAGCCAGUAAUGAUGAUAGAGCUCCAGCUGACUAUUUUGAUUUGGCUGGCGGAACAAGCACGGGCGGGUAUAAAUCCCUAGUGCACGACGAAGAUCAAUUACUGAAUCCUCUUCAGACUUAUUUGCAUUAUGCUGUUCCGGUUGUCCUAGGCCGCCCCUGGUACAAAGGCCAACCAUUAGAGAAGGCUGUGAACGACCUAGUGGGGGACAAGUUUCCAGGUCAAUCUGCUGAAUCUGCUACACUUCUUGAUCCCAAUGGUGCAAGAUGUUGCAAAUCUUUCGUGUGUACCUUUCGGAAACAAGACAUGGAGACUAUAAGGCUCCGUACGUACGAACCGGCAGAUCCUCGGAUUCUAUUUUUUUACCCUCAAUGCACCAUAUCACAAGCUGCGCGGGCUACAUCGGCCGCCCCCUUCUACUUUCCGGAAGCCAGGAUUGGUCACAAUAAGUUCUGGGACGGUGGCCUUACAAACAAUAAUCCGAUUGACGAAGUUUACGACGAAAAGCAUCUCUUGUUUCCAGACCGAGGAUUGAAUUGCGUGGUAAGCCUAGGAACGGGUAAAUGUGCGAAGAUGAUGAGAAGCAAGAAUAUUCUUGCACGCCAUCCGGCCGUUUCAAAAGGAGGCCGAAUUUUGGCCAAUGUGACAAAUGUCGAAGCCAAGCAUCGUCGUUUCGAGCAAAGGAUGGUCAUAGACCAUGUCCAGUAUUUCCGAUUUGACCCUAGCACUAUGGGUGACGAUAUUAACCUGGCAGAUGUCAAACAGCUCGUCAAGCUGGAGAAUUAUGCUACCACAUACCUUGACACACCACCUAUCUCGGCUCUUAUACAAUGGUGCGCCCAGCUCCUGCGCUACAGGGGUUAG
Aspergillus caelatus is the source of this 1467-nucleotide messenger RNA. RefSeq names its product acyl transferase/acyl hydrolase/lysophospholipase. The record is from RefSeq and is a predicted model, not a curated record. Gene Ontology annotation, biological process: arachidonate metabolic process. NCBI's taxonomy places the organism in Eukaryota, Fungi, Ascomycota, Eurotiomycetes, Eurotiales, Aspergillaceae. The coding region runs from base 1 to 1467 and encodes 488 amino acids. Gene Ontology annotation, cellular component: membrane. The transcript is spliced from 6 exons.